This is a messenger RNA of Peronospora matthiolae, 2529 nucleotides long. The record is from the annotation of a GenBank genome assembly. NCBI's taxonomy places the organism in Eukaryota, Oomycota, Peronosporomycetes, Peronosporales, Peronosporaceae.
AUGAAGGCUUCUUCGGGGCCCCCGUACCUAGAUGUCUGGCGCCAGACCAUCCAGGAGUUAUUUGCGCUGGAAUUUGCCCGCCUUCCAGUCAGCUUCGACGCGUUGCCGGCCGAACGCAAACGGUAUCCCAAGCUCACAAGUACUGAGCUGGUGAGUUUGCUGGAUUUGUUUAAGCAGUGUUUUGUUGUGACAUCUGGCCGCUACGUCGACUGGACCUGUUUAGCCCACCAGAUCAGUAAGGAGAUCCUCGUCACGAAGUGGGCGUUUAAAGAAAUCUUGCGUAAGCUGGCCAGCCGACAGAAAUGGGCUGUGGCUCCAAUCCCGCGGCUGUGGUCUCAAGUCGUGCAGACAGGCAGUUCUGCUGCACCUGCCAGUACGACAGGCAAGCAGCGUCCCGUGUUCGAUGACUUUAUGUUUGAUCCGGCACAUUUUUCGGUGGAAGAGACGACCACGCUCCGAGCCAUUUGCGCUACGCGCCUUAACUUGACAGGCACUCAACGUCUGCGCGAGGGUACAGAUGAUGAAUGGCGCAUCAUCAUUGGGAUUGCGGAAGGGCAUAUUGCCUGUCGUCGGCUGCCUCAUUUUUUUAAUUCUGUCUUUGGCAGCGACGAGCGGCUUCGGUUGUGUCGGACUGUUCAGGCGCAGGUCGAGGGACAUUUGGUAUUAAAACUUAGACAUGGUCGUGAUAUCCCAAUUGGACGCCGGACGACACACGCUCUUACGGAGAAGAUUUUGGAGUCGGCGGAAAUCUUGCCGGUCUGCUUGCCGGAUCUUCACCGUUUCCUCGGGUUGGCCAAGACGAUAAGCUAUAAUCGUUCUACCCGGUCAAUCCACUUCUAUUUCUUUACGCGAGCCAUUGCCAAGGCGCACCAGGAUGUCGUAGUGACUUUUCAGGGGAGGGCGUACACGCUCGAGAAUGUUCAUCACCCGGUCAGGGGCUCGGUCUGGUUGAAUCAGCGGGGACCAGACGGGCGGUCGAGCCACCCUCGGGCAGCAUACACCAUUUUGCUGUAUAAUCUCACCCGGUUUGAUGAUAUUGGGCGCAUUGCUGCCUACCUCCGCUCCAAGAUACCAACGGAUUUUGAGCUGGAGGAUAUGGAUACCUGUACCCCGAACUCACGUACGUCCACUGCCUGGAAAACCCCCAUAAUCGUCCGGCAUCCGGACGUGGGCCGUCGCCUCCAAUGUUUGCAAUGUGGUACACUAGGCCACCCGGCGUCUAGGUGUCAGUUCACCGAUGCGCAGACGCGGGGGCCAGGCGGGCUGGAGGUCCACGAAGCCGAGCUUUUAGCUGUUGAAGAUCUGGCCAAACCUUUUAGUAGCCCCACUGAAAUGCGGAAAAUGGCGCAGCGACGACUGCUUGUGCAGCAAUCAGCCGAUGCAGCGGCACAAGCUGCGGUGACUCCGGCGGUACCGGUCGCCACUUCCAGUCCACCGCCGGCCGCCGAGCCCCAGCCAACAGGUAUCCCUAUCCAAUCGGUGUAUACUACUCAUGUCGCGCACGCGGGCCCGCCGCCUCCGGCCCCAAAACCCCGGCCCGAACAGCCAUGGAUGAGACGCCCCCUUCGAGGUGGUCGUCGGCCUUGGCCCCCAGUUCAGCCUUCCCCGCCUCAGCUGAACGUCAGCAGCGGGAGUUAUCACGUUCUCCAGGAGAAUGAUCGGGCAGAGGAGGGUCCGUCUUCCCCAUUUGAAGGCAGUGUCGCCUCUGCACCUCCGCAGCCGGGGACUGGAGGCUCCCCGACUCCUGCUUUUUCGGCACGGCUGUCCCACUCUCGGCUUCUGCCGGAGGAUCAGGCCCGGAAACAAGCAGCCGGUAUCCGGGGCCCGGCGGUAGUUACCGCGGGUCCGGCUCUCCUGACCCAGCAGCGACGGGAACGUCUGACUUGCGAAAAGCUUUUAAAGCUGCUGCCGGAUCGGCAAUAUCACUCGAUACCCAUGAAUCCUAAGCCGCCAGCGGAACCCAUCCACAUGGGCGAGCUUGUGAGCAUUCUGGGACUUCGGGAAAUUAACAUACCAGCGAACGGCAAUUGUUUGGCGAUAGCUCUUGCUCAAGCGGUGGCUGAGUCUGCCUUGACCGCCCCUACCAAGGACCAGGAGCUUCUCACGGCUUGCAUCAAACGAGGUAUCACGUUUACAGGACUCUUUAACUUGGAGGAUCAGCUCCCUCACGACUUGCGGGUGCAGGCACUAAAGAAUGUGGGCCGUGGGUGGGCGUCGAUGACGCGCACAGAGUCGGCUUCUCAAUCCCGCUGGUUUUUGACGGGCUUUGCGGCCACCCCAUCGGGGCGAACUUCGCAUAGAGACAUCUUUUUCGUUCAACGCGAGGAAGCCACCCCUCAGUGGCGUUGCCGCAAGUAUCACCCCGUUUCAAUGACUAUACGGGGACAGGCGGUGGCUUCUGUAAAAGAGUACCCCCUUUCUAUAAUGGCGUGUAUCGACGAGCUGCAGGCUACCAAAGUCGAGGUGACCCAGGCUCUACCGUUAGUGUUGCGGUUUGGCGGCAGCCACUACUCGGCCUUGCUCCAUUAA